CUCUUCAUAUUCUUCCCAAGAGAUCAACCCGAACAGAAGAAUAAAUCUUGUGAGAAAGAAAACGAAAAAACAGAGAGGAAAACAAACCCUAGCCGCACCGAUCGAAGCGUCAAUCGCCGGCGACGGCUAUGCCUGCUGCGAUCCCCGGAGACCAAGACCAACGCCUCCACUGACGCUUGCCGCUGCCGCCGAGUUUGAUCCGCCGAGGCGCCGACAUGAGGGCCGCGCAGAUCGAUCCGUCCGCCGCGGCGCCGCCCCGGUCGCGGUUCAAGCGCCUCUUCGAGCGCCAGGUGCCGCGGGUCUCGCCGGCGGAGCGCCUCCCGGCGGCGCCCGCCGGCGGGGAGAAGGAUGAGCUGUCGGAGCCCAGCUCGCUGUGCCUGGACGGCAUGGUGCGGAGCUUCCUGGAGGACGGCGUUGGCGGCGGCGGCGGCGAGCGGGGAGCGGCCGCGCGGUGCUGCAACUGCUUCCACGCCGGUGACACCUCCGACGACGAGGAUGGCCCCGCCUCGGCGGAUGCCGCAGCCGCUGACAUCGCGGAGACCAUCAAGGGCCUCGUCCACUGCGCCAGCCUCCGGGAGCGCAACCUCCUCGCCGACGUCUCCACCCAGGUCGAGCGCCACCGCGCGUCAGGGGCGCGCAAGCGCGACCUCCUCCGCCUACUGGCCGAGUCCCUCCGCGCCGCGGGCCACGACGCCGCGGUCUGCCUCUCGCGCUGGGACAAGUCGUCCUCCCACCUUGCCGGCGAGCACGCGUACCUGGACGUCCUCCUCCCCGCGGGCUCGGAUCGCGCCGAGCGCGAGCGCGUCCUGGUGGACGUCGACUUCCGGUCCGCGUUCGAGGUAGCGCGGCCCACCAAGGCGUACCGCGCCGUGCUGCAGCGGCUGCCGUCGGUGUUCGUCGGGCGGGAGGACCGCCUGCGCCUCCUCGUGGCCGCCGCCGCCGACGCAGCGCGCGCCAGCCUGAAGAAGCGCGGCCUCCACCUGCCGCCGUGGCGCAAGCCCGAGUACAUGCGAGCCAAGUGGCUCUCCCCCUACGAUCGCGAGACUCCCCCUCCUCCGCCCCCGCCGCUGCCGCAGCCGCAGCAGCCAGAGGCCUCCACCGGUGAGCUCGCCGGCGACGGCGAGGGAGGUGCGCCCAGCGCGUAACCGAGGUCGUUUUCGGAAUUACCUUUUUUCCACUUAUUCUUGGGGAAUUUGCAGUGUGGUCCUUGUACAGGGACUGGACGCAAAUGUUCUGCUUUGUUUUUUUUUUCUUCCCUACCUUUUUAUUCUUCCUUCCCUUUUUACCCUUUUGAUGGGUUUCAUUUCCCCCCGCGGCGUAGAUGUAGUAGUGUAGUAACUAGUGCUGGUAAUUAUGGAGGACAAAAGGGACCAAAAAAAAUUUGUAGCUUUAGUUUGAAUUAGAAGAGAUAAAAGGAAAAGGAGAUUCCGGACAGA
Molecule: messenger RNA, 1436 nt
Organism: Setaria italica (foxtail millet)
Lineage: Eukaryota; Viridiplantae; Streptophyta; Magnoliopsida; Poales; Poaceae
Exons: 2
Coding region: 216-1145 (309 amino acids)
Source: RefSeq, a predicted model, not a curated record